This is a messenger RNA of Rotaria socialis, 2403 nucleotides long. Lineage: Eukaryota; Metazoa; Rotifera; Eurotatoria; Philodinida; Philodinidae. The record is from the annotation of a GenBank genome assembly.
AUGCCUCCUGUGGAAUUAACUACAAAUGCUGGUGAAAAUGCCGGUAAUCAACCAACAACUAUUGUACCUGUACCAGCAGCUUUUGUUCCACCAUCUGUCAAAGCUAAAAUUGGUAUUAUUUAUCCACCACCUGAAGUUCGAAAUAUUGUUGAUAAAACAGCUAGUUUUGUUGCAAGAAAUGGACCAAGUUUUGAGAGUAAAGUCAAAGAAGCUGAAUCGAAUAAUGCAAAAUUUAAUUUUUUAAAUCCGCAUGAUCCUUAUCAUGCCUAUUAUUUACAUAAAGUUAAAGAAUUUAUGGAAGGUAAGGCAGCUAUGCCUGGUACUGCUGAACAACAACAACAACAGCAAACACUUGCACUAACACCAUCGAUGCAGACUAAUGCUAACAAAGUUCAAACAAAAGCUCAAAGCGACAUAUCGAAAUUUCUUGAGCCAAUCAUAAUUAAAGAUCCACCAAGUGAAUAUGAAUUUAUGAUUGAACCACCAUCAAUAUCAGCUUAUGAACUUGAUAUUGUUAAGUUAACAGCACAAUUUGUUGCUCGUAAUGGUCGUCAAUUUCUAACAUCAUUAAUGUCGAAAGAAGCUCGAAAUCCUCAAUUUGAUUUUCUCAAACCAGCACAUGGUCUAUUUAAUUAUUUUACAAAACUUGUCGAACAGUAUACAAAAAUUUUAAUACCAUCCAAAGAACUUUUAACAAAGUUAUCUGUUGAUAUUGAUAAUCAACAAAAAAUAAUGGAUGAAGUUAAUUAUCGUGUUGAAUGGGUUAAACAUCAACUACGUGAACGAGCAAAAGAAGAAGAAGCUGUCGAAAAAGAACGAGCUGCUUAUUCACAAAUUGAUUGGCAUGAAUUUGUUGUGGUCGAAACUGUUGAUUAUCAACCACAAGAACAGGGUAACUUUCCGCCUCCAACAACACCCGAAAUGGUUGGCGCACGAAUGCUUCUACAAGAACGUUUAGAUCGAAAUAACUUUCAGCAUAUCACAUCAACAACAAUGGUUAGCAUGUCGGAUCUUUCGGCAGAAAUGGACAUGGGAUCACCUCCUCAUUCACCACCAUCAGCCAUGAUGUCAACUGUUAAUAUGCAAGAAAUGGACAUGGAACAAGAUGAUGACGAUAUGAAUGUACCACCACCUCCACAAGCACCUCAGCCGCCAUUCAUUCAUCGUGGUGCUCCUCCUCCACCAGUAAUGAUAUCGCGUAUUCCAGCUAAUCAACCUCCAUUACCACCUGGUUUACCAACAAAUACUCUGCCACCAGCUAUACCAACAGAUAAAUUACCAACACCAUUAAAACCACAAGAUGUUAUUAUUAAAUCAUAUAAUCCUAAAGAAAAAAUGUUAACAAUACAUCAAGGUGAACAAUACUUAAUAUCGCCAAUUACAAAAGAGAAAAUUCUUGCGAAUAGUAUUUCAUCGCAUACAAAAUAUGCUUUACUUGAUCCAGCAUGGAUUCAACGACGAGAAAAAGAAGUUGCUGAACAACAAGAAAAAGAACAAGUUUACGAACCAGGUUCACAUGUUGAACUUGAGUUGAAAAAAUUUGCCGAACGUCGUACAGAUAUUUUUGGUAUGGGUUCACAAGAAACAAUCAUUGGUCGAAAAAUUGGUGAAGAGGAACGACGUCCUGAUGAUAAAGUUCAAUGGGAUGGUCAUACAGCAACAGCUGAAAAAACAUCGAAGAAAGCAUUGGCCAAUAUAACAAUAGAAGAGCAAAUCAAUGCUAUUCAUCGUAGUCAAGGUCUUAUUGAUGAUGAUUCUUCAGCAGCUAAUCGUAUCGGUCCGUCAAUACCAAAACCAACUACAACAUCAACAUAUUCAUCAACAGCUAAAACAAUUCAAAAACCACCCCAACUUUCAACAUUAGUAACAAAACCUAUGGCUCCUAUGAAUGCACCACCUCAACGAACGCUUCUUGCUACGCAAAUUAUGCCGCGCCCUGGUAUGCAACCAGUUACUAUUCUUCCUCAACCAACACACACAAUGGUUGCUAUGUCGUCAAUGGUUGCUGUAGCGCCACAGCCACCAUUACAUCCACCACCAUUAGCAGAGGAACCCUCUGCGAAAAGAUCGAAAACUGAAGAUCAACUUAUGCCAGAAGAAGAAUUUUUUAAAACAUUCGGACGAGGUCAAGUUACGAUUACAGUUCAAUUACCAAUUGUACCAGAAAAACCAGAAUGGAACCUUAAUGGACAAGCUAUACCAUUAACUAUGCCACUAACUGAUCCAAUUUCGGUUAUUAAAGCUAAACUAUCCGAUUUACUUGGUGGUAUGCCUGCAGGAAAACAAAAGCUUGUUUACAAUGACAUGUUUGUUAAAGAUUCAAAUUCGCUUGGAUUCUAUAAUAUGAUGAACGGUUCAGUUGUUUACUUACAAUUGAAAGAACGUGGUGGACGAAAAAAAUAA